CCUCUCCAGCCAGUGGUCAGAGACAAAGGAAUUCCUUUCAUCACAGAGUUAAAACAAUGUAGAGAUGGUAAGCAUAAAAAUGACAACAUUUAACAAUUCACUUUAACAGUUUGCUUUUUAGAAGUGUGAUCUUUUGCAGUAGAUUUGAUAUAAAAGGUCCUUUUCUCUUGUUAAAGAACGCUAGUGGUAUUUUGGUACAACAGACUUCAGGUUAGCAUGAUUAAAGCCUUCUGUUACUGCAAAGGUAUAAUGGAGUGAUUUCGCUUGGCCAGCUUGCACUGGUACAUAAACAGCUGUUAUAAUGAAUAAUGUAAACUCUGUAAAGUCUCUGUAAUGUCUGCAAUGUCACAUUAGGUACUUGAUAUAGGGGAAGCUAUGAGGAUCAUGGCCAGCGCCACUGUCACAUUUGUACACUUGCUAUUGUUCAAAUAUCUAGUGUGCAAUAGCUGUUGUUUAAAUACAGAGUCCCCCUCCUCUUUUCUUGUGAACAGACCUAUCCUCUCUGAGGAGCUAGCUCAACAGCCACGUCCACAAUGUUAUUAUUCUGGCAAAGUGUCACGGUCCUGGGUGUUUAACCCAGCAUUUGUUUUUUGGACUAGGGUUGUCAAUGUUAACUCAUUGACGCGGAUUAAUCCGUCGUCACGAUUUACAUGAUUAAAAUUUUAAAUGCAAUUAACCCAUCUGGAGCGCAUGACUCAAAAUCCCUGAAAUGUCUCUGUCAAAGCAUAUCGGGCAGUUUGUUCAUUCUGCGCUCCAGAUGGGUUAAAUGUGUUAAAAAUUUCAAUUGCGUUAAUCGCAUUAACGUUUACAGCCCUAGUUUGGACUUUGAUUCUAGUUUAUUUGAAAUUCUGAAAUUCGGGAUUUUGUUCCUAGUUUUGGUUUAUAGUUGUGAUCCCUCUGUUUAUAUAUGUAUUCUGUGUGAGCUCUGCACAGGCAACCAGAGCCUGUUGUGUGCCCUGCGCAGCCUGGUCCUGCUCCUUCUCCGCCAGAGAUCUCUGCACCUCUUAGUCCUGUUCCACCAUCACCAGGUUUCUGCACCGCCUGGUCCUGUUCUGUUCAAGGGUCCCCAUUUCCACUGGUGUCGGCCUCCGGUCCUGUCGGAGUCUUCGUCUGAACUCCUCCGUCUAGACUGCUGGCCACACAGUCAGCCCCCUGAACUGCUAGUUUUUUGUUUUGGACUCUUAUGCUACUGUUUUUCGUCAUGUUCCGAGUCAUUCACAUUUGUAGCUCAUUCAUGUUGAUGACCAGGUUUUGGUGAAAAUAAAACUUGCAAUGGCCUGCUUAGCUGCUAGUUUUACUUGGGACCUCCUCUUUCUCUCAGUAAGGGGAUGAUGAGACCUCUCUUGUGCAGGUGCCAGAUCUCUGUAGGGUUGUAGUUAUUAUUGUCCAAUUUGUAGUGAAUGUUAUGUGGAACUAUAAGGUGCUCGGGUGUACUGUGUGCAUGCAGCUGCUAAUGCACGUACAAAAAUCUUCAUAAAUAUAAAACAGCUGCCAAAGCUUAUAGAGCACUCUAUGUUUGGGCCCCAACUAUUCUGCACAGUACACCCAGCUUCCUCCAUAACAAGGAAAGGUGGAGGUUGGCAGAGUUAAUGUAUUUCUGCUUCGACUGCUGCCCCUCCACCUUUGCCUAGAAAGGUGGUAGAAAAUGAAUGGAUGCAUGGAAAAAUACCUACAUUUUUAAUGUAGAUAUGUCAACAUCAGCAAACAGACAUAGGUGAAUGUAAAUCAAAGGAUAGAAAAAAUAAUCCAUCAGGACAGCAAGACCUCAUGAAAACUCAUCAUGAAAACUCAUCUAAGGCUGUUACUAAUAGAUACUAAUAUUCUGUUUUAAGCCCAGUUUCAAGCUUUUUCACAUUGUGGCAAAUUGGAACCAUAGCUAUUGUCAGUUCCUGUUUGCAGCACACAACUGAAUACAGAAACUACUCCCACAUUACUUUCACACUAAGAAAAAAUCUCCCAGGUUUCAGGUCUAAAGUGUCUUUUUUCUAUUAGCUUGAUUUACAUGAUGAUACUGCAUCAGGUGAUGAUACAGCACAGAUAACAUCCUUAGAGAAUGAGUUAGUAAAACUCUGCAUCUCAGUAUGAGAUACAAACCCAUUAAUAUGCUGUUAUUGUUAUGAUAUACAAACACAUUCAGAUAGUCACUUCCUUUUUUCUUAUAUGUGCAUCACUGUGUAUAUAGCUUCAAAAAAACUGUCAGAAGUAAAUGUUAACUUGUGUGAUGUUAACUCACUUCCGGCAGAACUUACUGUAAAUGUAUCAAAAAUGGGUGUAUGUGAAAGAUUUUGUCAGAAAACAGAAAAGCAGCAAACCUGUUGCUGUCUUACAGCGUCUGUGUCUGACUCUUCUGGGCAUUUUCACCAGGAUGUGCGGUUAUGUAGAGAAGCUGCUUUUAGUCUCUUUUUUCUUGAUGUCAUCUUCACCUGCUGCAGAUGGUCAGAUCAGAUUAACUGGAUCGUCUAAGUCAUGCUCUGGAAGAGUUGAAAUCUAUUACAGUGGCUCCUGGGGAACAGUCUGUGAUGAUGACUGGAACAUUCAUGAUGCUCAGGUGGUCUGCAGACAGCUGGGCUGUGGGGCAGCAGUGGAGGCCACUUCAUCUGCUCACUUUGGUCAAGGCAGUGGACAUAUCUGGCUUGAUAAUGUGGGCUGCUCAGGAAGUGAGCAUUAUCUGACUGAGUGUCAGCACAAUGGAUUUGGGACACAUAACUGUGGGCACAGUGGGGAUGCUGGUGUUGUCUGUUCAGAUGUUCAAGUGAGAUUAGUUGGACCAAAUCGGUGCUCUGGAAGAGCUGAAAUUUAUUACAACAGUGCAUGGGGAACAGUCUGUGAUGAUGGAUGGGACAUGAAUGAUGUUCAGGUGGUGUGUAAGCAGCUGAACUGUGGGAUAGCACUGGAGGCCCCUGCAGUGGCUCAUUUUGGUGAAGGACAUGAACAAAUCUGGCUUGAUGAUGUGGCCUGUUCAGGAAGUGAAAGUUCUCUAACGGAGUGUGGACACAAUGGAUUUGGGGCACACAACUGUAGACAUGGUGAGGACGCUGGUGUCAUUUGUUCAGCUGGCCAGAUCAGAUUAGCUGGGUCCACUCGGUGCAUUGGGAGAAUUGAAAUCUAUCACAGUGGCUCCUGGGGAACAGUCUGUGAUGAUGACUGGGACAUUAAUGAUGCUAAGGUGGUCUGCAGACAGCUGGGCUGUGGCACAGCAGUAACUGCCACUCAGUCAGCCCGUUUCGGUCAAGGAACUGGACAAAUCUGGCUUGAUGAUGUGGGCUGCUCAGGAAAAGAGCGCUAUCUGACUGAGUGUGGACACAAUGGAUUUGGGACACAUAACUGUGGGCAUGGUGAGGAUGCUGGUGUUGUCUGUUCAGAUGGUCAAAAACCCAGCAUCUCCAUUAAUCCUGCUGGUGCAGUUACCUGGGGUCAGAAUGUUGCCAUCACUUGUUCAAUCUCAGCUGAUCACUUAAGUGGAACAUUUGUCUUCACGAAAACCUCAGGUUCGUUCAGCCGGAGUUUAACAUCAAGCAGCAACUCUGCUACCCUCAAUAUCCCUCAAGUAAACUUUGACAGUGAGGGAUUAUACCAGUGUCAGUUUCAGAGGCUUUCACAUCAGUACCUCAGCACACCUUUAAGUGAUUAUGUGAGGCUGUCUGUAACAGUAAUUCUACCAAAGCCCAGCAUCACCAAGAGCACUGAUGGUGAGGUUACCUGGGGUCAGAAUGUUGGAAUCCAUUGUUUGAUCUCAACUCAGCAUUUAGGUGGAACAUUCACUCUGCAGCAGAUCUCAGACUCAUUCAGGAAAAACCAAACAUCAAGCACAAACUCUUCUACCUUCAACAUCACUCAAGUGAAUUUCAAUAACGAGGGAUUGUACCAAUGUCAGUAUCAGACAAGAGUUUCAGGCCGAGAGUUCCACUCCCCACAAAGUGACUCAAUCAGACUCUGUGUUACUGUAAUCCUCCCAAAGCCCAGCAUCUCUAAGAGUCCUGUUGGAGAGUUGACCUGGGGUCAAGACGUUAGCAUCACUUGUUCAAUCUCAACUCAGCAUUUAGGUGGAACAUUCACUCUGCAGCAGACCUCAAGCUCAUUCAGGAAAAGCCAAACAUCAGACACAAACUCUGUUACCUUCAAUAUCCCUCAAGUGAAUUUCAAUAACGAAGGAUUGUACCAGUGUCAGUAUCAGACAAGGAUUUCAGGGCGGGAAUUCAGCUCCCCACAAAGUGACUCAAUCAGACUCUCUGUUAAUGGUAAGGAGGAACAGUAG
Molecule: messenger RNA, 4255 nt
Organism: Oreochromis niloticus (Nile tilapia)
Lineage: Eukaryota; Metazoa; Chordata; Actinopteri; Cichliformes; Cichlidae
Product: deleted in malignant brain tumors 1 protein-like
Exons: 8
Coding region: 2255-4255 (666 amino acids)
Cellular component (GO): membrane
Source: RefSeq, a predicted model, not a curated record